GUAUUGCUAGCUGAAUAUAAAACUUUAAUGUUGUGUUCGAUUGCAACAGUCUGAAAUUCAUGUUGGUGGAAGUUAAAACGGAAUAAUAUUUCGGGACGCUGGAUAUUUUUAUUGAAUAUAAAAUUAAACCUAUCAGAUAUUAAUAUAUUUACGGCACUCUAGAUAUUUAUAUUGAAUACAAAAUUAACGCCUUACAGAUAUAAUUAUAUGUACGUGGUCAAAUUAUUCUCAAAAUUCUGAUAUUAAUCGAUUGAAAAAGCUCCUGCUUAGAACUUCUAUGUAUAUGCAUAAUUAAUUGCAAACAAAAUCAGUUGCAAUGAAUGAAUGCAAAUAUUUAAUUUUGUUUAUUUUUGCUGUGCAACUCUUAAGCUAUGGUGAAUCCUUUGGCUCAUUUUUGGACAACCGCAUAAAGUAUUUUACGUUUGAUGCCAUGGACCAACAAAUACAAGAUAAUAAUCCAAGUCCAGAAUCUAGGCAAUUGAUUCAAGGGACAGUUCCUUCUGCAGUCACAACAUGUAUUUGCGUCCCACCAGGAUCUUGUCUUGCUCCCACGAAUCCGACAGUAAACCCUGAUGGAAGUGGUCAAAUUGAUAUUCGUAUUGUCAAUAAUAUGGAUCUUCAAGUAAGACAACCACAGCAAACAACUGCACCUACGUUUACAUGUAACUAUGGCCUAGUGCAGUGCUGUCAGCCUGGAUCUUAUAUGUGCGGAAAAAGAUAUCCCCCACCCCCUGGCAGCAUGGCAAACGCACCUGGACAGGCAGCAUUUGGAGCAUAUCCAUGGCAAGCAGCAUUACUUACAACUGGAGAUGUUUAUUUAGGUUCUGGGGCUCUCAUUGAUAGAAGGCAUAUUCUAACAGCAGCACACAAAGUACUUAAUCUUCCAACUUCUUCGUACAAAGUUCGCCUUGGUGAAUGGGAUGCAGCUUCGACAAGGGAAACAAUUCCAGCCGAAGACUUUACAAUUAGCAAUGUUUAUGUACAUCCGAAUUUCAACAAGGAUAAUCUUCAAAAUGAUAUUGCGAUUUUGAGAUUGAGCACUUUAAUAAAUUUAGGGCAAAAAUCAACAAUUGGGACCGUUUGCUUGCCGACUUCAACAUUUGUUGGGCAGCGAUGUUACGUAGCUGGUUGGGGAAAAAACGAUUUUGGCCCAACAGGCGUAUACCAAGCUAUUCAGCGUGAAGUUGACGUACCACUUGUUACAAAUGCGGCUUGCCAAGCUGCGUUACGAAAAACAAGGUUAGGAUCAGGUUUUAUUCUCAAUGACGAAAGUUUUAUUUGUGCGGGUGGAGAAAAUGGAAAAGACGCAUGCACGGGUGAUGGAGGGUCUCCAUUAGUGUGUCAAAACAAUGGUGUUUGGUAUGUUGUUGGAAUGGUGGCAUGGGGGAUCGGAUGUGCUACAGCGGGUAUUCCUGGUGUUUAUGUAAAUAUCGCAACGUAUUUGUCCUGGAUUCAAAGCACAAUACUAACACCCUAGUUGCGGUAUUGAAAAUAUGUUUCACAUCUUAUUAUUAUAUUACCUUUUAUUACAUUUAUAAAAAGUUUUGUGCAUCAACCUAACUUAGGAGUUUAUAUAUCAUAAUUUAAUUGUCUGUUCACAUAGUUUUCUCUUGCUUACAUAAUAUAUGAUGUGUAUUCUUAUUCUCUUCAAAUUCUUUAAGUAUUAUUAAAUUUAAUAAACAUAAAUAAACAAAAGCUGACUAAACCUUAUGUGCAAUAAACAAACAGUAAAGUCAAAUCAGUUCAAUUGGACAAUGUCAGUCUUUCAAAAUAGUGUUGAUGGUAAUUUUGAAAGAUACAAGACAUUAUUAAAAUUAAUUAAAAUACGAACUGAAGAUCUAUUAAAUUUUAUUUCAUUUUCA
Eupeodes corollae is the source of this 1862-nucleotide messenger RNA. RefSeq names its product phenoloxidase-activating factor 2. The coding region runs from base 317 to 1477 and encodes 386 amino acids. Gene Ontology annotation, molecular function: serine-type endopeptidase activity. Gene Ontology annotation, biological process: proteolysis. NCBI's taxonomy places the organism in Eukaryota, Metazoa, Arthropoda, Insecta, Diptera, Syrphidae. The record is from RefSeq and is a predicted model, not a curated record. The transcript has 6 exons.